UCUGCCUCUUUGGUGGAAACUUCCAACUUCCUACUUUUUGGUAGAAAAACUCUUCUCUUGGACAUUAUAGAACAAGAAUGACCAAAUCUCAUUCAAUAUUUUACUCAAUUUUUAUUUAUUUUCAUUUAAUUUUUUCAAAAUUAAAAUACUCACAAAUUAAAUUUAAUACUCCCUAUUUUUCCACCAUCUCCUCCAUUGAGCAAAAUCCUUGCUCCAUCAUCUCUCCAGCAGUCCAGCUUUUAGCACCCUCCUAUUAUUAUUGGUUUCAUUGUUGAUUAAAGAGGGAAAAAAUGAAGGGAAAAAAGGAGGAAGUAAAGCCAGUGGAGAAAGAAAAUUUUGAUAUUUGUGGCCCUCACCACCUCACUUCUAUUGAUUGGAGAUUAGCAGAACAUAGAAGAUCUGUUGCAGCAAGUAUGGUCCAAGGAGUGUUCGUUCUAGAAAGAGACCGCCAAGAAAAACGAACAAACCACGAUGCAUUAGCCCCAAUUUGGUGGAAUUUCUUCCAUUUCCAAUGCUCCCACAUCUUGGUAGAUCAACUCGAUUCCUCCAUAUUCGGAAUCAUUUUCCAGUACAAACCUCACACAAAACCAAACGGUACACCCCCUAUGUACGUCAUUGCAUUUCGAGGCACAAUCGUAAGACCCGAGACUAGAAAACGGGACCUCCAUUUGGAUAUCAAACUCGCCAUAAACCGGUUAACCCGGGAUUCACGGUACCAAGCUGCAUUUCAAGCAAUAGAGGGUAUAAUAGCCCAAGUUGGCCCGAAUAAUGUUUGGUUAACAGGGCAUUCUUUAGGUGCAGCUAUAGCAUUACAAGCUGGUAAAGACUUGGCUAGGAUGGGUUAUUGUAUAGAAACUUACCUUUUUAACCCUCCUUAUAUAUCCGCCCCGAUUGAGAAACUCAAUGACCCGGCAUUGAGAAACGGGGCCCGUAUUGCUCGUAGUGUUCUGAAUGCUGGACUUUCUCUUGCUAUCAAUGGUACUAAAAGUAACAAUGUACGUGAACAGAAUGACCCGUUUACUAUACUUUGUUCUUGGACGCCGUACUUGUUUUUGAACCCGAAAGACCCGAUUUGUUGUGAGUAUAUCGGGUAUUUUGAGCACCGGGAGAAGAUGGAAGGGUGGGGGGUGGGUCGGAUUGAGAGGAUUGCAACUAAAAAUUCGAUAGUGAGUUUAAUAUCGGGUGCAUUAGGGAGAGAGGUUGAGGCGUUACAUUUGAUACCCUCGGCUUUUGUUACUAAGAAUGUGGUUGUUAAGGAGCAAGAUUUGAUGGCUGCUCAUGGACUUCUUCAAUGGUGGGAGCCUCAUCCAUAUUGGCAUUCUAAGGCUUACCAAUUCAAUUGAGUUUUGUUUUUGUGGGUGUUCCUUUUUGGUUUCUAAUUGUGUUAUGCAUGUAAUUAUGUUUGAUGAAACUUGAAAUGCAAUUGUAGAAAAGAAUUGAUAUUAAUAUAUGAUUGAUGAUA
Messenger RNA from Spinacia oleracea (spinach), 1462 nucleotides. Its product is annotated as GDSL esterase/lipase At4g10955. Gene Ontology annotation, biological process: lipid metabolic process. The record is from RefSeq and is a predicted model, not a curated record. The transcript has 3 exons. The coding region runs from base 291 to 1343 and encodes 350 amino acids. NCBI's taxonomy places the organism in Eukaryota, Viridiplantae, Streptophyta, Magnoliopsida, Caryophyllales, Amaranthaceae.